CCAACAAUCAAAUACUUAACUUAGACCAAACCGACAACGCUUCACUUCUUCUCUUCAAUUUCCUCUUUCAUUUUCUCUUCUUCCUUUCUCUGCUUAGUACUCAACAUGUUGCAGUUACUCUACACUGCGAUUUUCGGCGAAAUGCUUUUGAUUUUAACCUUAGUUUUCAAAACCCCACUUAGAAAACUUGUGAUCGUUUCUUUGGAUCGAGUCAAACGAGGUCGUGGUCCAAUUGUUGUUACAACUGUUGGUGCUACAUUAGUUGUUGUUCUUUCUUCUAGUCUUUAUAGUAUGGCUAAGAUCCAACAACGUACUUUGGAAGCUGGUAUUCUUAACCCUACUGAUCAAGUUCUUAUGUCUAAACAUAUGCUUGAAGCUUCUUUAAUGGGUUUUGUGCUGUUCCUCUCUUUAAUGAUUGAUAGAUUGCACCAUUACAUAAGAGAGCUUCGAUUACUCAGGAAGACAAUGGAAGCAGUUAAGAAACAAACCCGAAGUUUUGAGGAUGGUAAAAAUGGCAACACAGAGGAGCAAAAAGCAUUGACCGAAGAAAUUACUACAUUGAAGUCUAAAGUUAAGAAGCUCGAAUCUGAAUGCGAGGCGAAAGGAAAUAAGGAAAAGACUUUGGAAACCGAAGUAGAGGCUCUUAAAAAGCAAUCUGAGGGAUUCCUUAUGGAAUACGAUCGCCUCUUAGAAGAUAAUCAGAAUCUUCGGAGUCAAUUGGAGGCCAUUAAUCGUUGAUCACAGCUCUUCGCUUCUUGGUAACAAAAAGAGUACAUGACGGAGGUUAAAAUGUCUAGAAAAAAAAACUGGUUUCUCUUUGUUUCAAAUGCUGUUUUAGUGUUACAUGCUUGCUUGAUGAGUACAGAGUUGUAAAUUUGAAGUUCUAAAAACAGCCAUGUUGAUUAAGUAAAAACUUAACUGUUAUUCAAGCAGCUAGCUCAUAUAUAUUAUUAUAAAGGAACAGAUUAGUUAUUGCCAUA
This is a messenger RNA of Trifolium pratense (red clover), 980 nucleotides long. Its product is annotated as B-cell receptor-associated protein 31. Gene Ontology annotation, biological process: intracellular protein transport; endoplasmic reticulum to Golgi vesicle-mediated transport. Bases 106 to 738 code for a protein of 210 amino acids. The record is from RefSeq and is a predicted model, not a curated record. The transcript is spliced from 2 exons. Lineage: Eukaryota; Viridiplantae; Streptophyta; Magnoliopsida; Fabales; Fabaceae. Gene Ontology annotation, cellular component: endoplasmic reticulum membrane; endoplasmic reticulum.